CUCUCCCCCAUCCACGCCUUCGAUUCACCCGUCUUGCAGCGUUUCGGAGGCUCACUCAAAGAAGCCAACUAUUCCAGCAUACCUCCAGUCCGUGCCUGCGCUUGAAAGCCCAGCUGCCGUUCACUUUCAAGUCACGCCGACUCACGCCACCGUCGGUUAAUAUGUCAGAUCCCUCUCAGCCGGCCAUGUCCCCUCUGGCUACCUUCCACCCGUUUCCAAGGCUACCCUGGGAAUUACGCAAUGAGAUCUGGAAGCAGUCUAUCCGCCCACUUGACCGCCCUGGAGCCCAUAUCUUUUGCUUGGACCUGCGGGGGCCGGAAGAUGUUACAGCAAAGGAAUGUGACAUUCAAUGCCCUCGUAUUCUUUCAGUGCCUUUACAUUAUGAGCGUCCGUGUCCGCCUUUGGACAUCGGCGAGAAAUUCAUUCACAUUUCAGUCCCGGCAAAGACCUUAUCGUCCGGACCCGACGGUAAUCCCUCAACGUAUAUGGUCGAUGGCGGACUUUGGACCGCCUGCAAGGAGUCACGGGCAGUGAUGGAAUAUACGUUCAACCACCAGAAGUGGGAUCCGAUAAGGAAGGCAUACCCAGCAUACUGGAAACUUUGGAAAGAUACGCUCUUAGAUCGUAUGGACUUCGAUAUGCCUCCUCCCCCUCCUCGUUCACUUGGCAGUGACGACUCGCCUCCUUCUCCACCUCGACCUCCACGUUCGCCUCGCGAGAGGCCCCCCACGCCCGUUGACCCCUACAGCGCAGAGCGCUCAUAUCGACCGGUACCGGCAACGGCAUUUUUCUGGUCAUCACCUUCAUUGCCCUGUCCGCCGUCCUCUAACGAGCUGGACAAAGCGGACCAUUCCACAGGCCAGGCUCCAGCCUCCCCACGCUAUGUCACUGUGCUUCCAAUGCAGGAUCUCAUCAUCAUUCGGCCCUCGAGCUGGACCCCACAUAUUCAUGAGGGUUACUGGCAGGCGUUUGAACACGGGUUUCCAUUUGGGGCGGAGAAAUAUGGCUUUCCUGGAUUCUGCGGAUGGAAUGGAUUUGCCAUUGAGUACGAUCCAAGCUGGGGCGAAGAGCUGACAAAGGGCGCUACUUGGCGUAAUGACUCUACGUGGCUUAAUGAUGGGUCCUUUAAGUUGCCUAACGGUACCGUUGGUAUUAUGGACAUUAUCUUCAAUGCCGUUUCAAACUUUUCCGAGCAUGAGCAGAUCAAAACGAUUUGGCUCAUUGACUACCGACUCAAGCCUAAGCACAAUACACCCGCAGCCAUCGGAAGGCUGGACAGCAGCCAGAGGGUGUUUCAUGGAGGUGAUGGGUGCCAGUUUGUAGAAGUGUAUCGCAAGUUUGUUGAAAGUGGCGGUCGUUAUCUUGAUGAGUAUUACACCGAGGGCAUUGAUGGUGAAAACUCAGCCUUGAGCCAAGGAUCGUGCCAUUGGUUUAUUGAAGGGUUUGAGGUUUGCAUGUUUGGAGAUCUCUACGACAGCGACGAAUCAGUCGAUUCAAGUUACUCGAGGUAUCCUCCGCAUAUUGGCCUACUGGCCUGCCUACCCUAAGCUUGUAUAGCGGCAGUGGACACUUCAAGGCUUGUGGAAUCUAACGGGGAUUGCUGUAUCUUUUCUUGGCUGGUCUCUCUUCACUUGAUCUUUCGUUAUACAUUAUGCAUCUGGCAUGGGGUUCCUUGCGGGUUUCUGAAAACUUGGCUGGUUUAAUGUAAUCACAUGUUGGUCAUCCCAAUUCCUUUCUCUCAUACUUCCUAGUUGACCUCUUUCACAAAUACUCAAUAGUGUAGGUUUUGACAAACAUAACACAGAGCACAAGAUUAAUCGAUGAGUAGUUGGGAAUGAGA
Molecule: messenger RNA, 1840 nt
Organism: Neurospora crassa OR74A
Lineage: Eukaryota; Fungi; Ascomycota; Sordariomycetes; Sordariales; Sordariaceae
Exons: 2
Coding region: 162-1547 (461 amino acids)
Source: RefSeq, a predicted model, not a curated record